CCGCCCAUCGCCGCGCCGCCCCUUCCCGCGAUAGCGCCGGGCCCGCUGUCAUGGCGGCGGCGGAGGAGCCCGAGGUGGACAUCGAGGGGGACGCUGCGGCCGCGCCGGGAGAUCAUGAAAACACAGCAUCAAGCCUGCUGCAGGACCAUUAUCUUGAUUCAUCUUGGAGAACUGGCAACAAUCUUCCUUGGACGUUGGACAGCAGCAUUAGUGAAGAAAACAGAGCUGUCAUUGAGAAGAUGUUGCUGGAAGAAGAAUAUUAUUUAUCUAAUAAAUCCCUUCCUGAAAAAAUAUGGCUCAACCAAAAGGAUGUGGAGAAAAGAUCUAUGAAAAGCCCACAUAAGAAAACUGGAAAAGUCAUGGUGCGUUCGCCUACAAAAUCACCUGGCUGCUCCUUGAAGUGGACAUCAGAAGAAAAAGAGCUGUUUGAACAAGGACUGGUGAAAUUUGGCCGCAGGUGGACAAAAAUUGCCAAAUUGAUUGGCACUCGAACAGUUCUGCAAGUGAAGAGCUAUGCUCGGCAGUACUUCAGGAACAAGGCAAAAAAUGGUGAUUCAGAAAAAGAAGAGCAAAGUCAGUGUGGGAGCAGCCUUCCCAUGGAAGAUGGGAUAAGGGUGGAAGCUGGGAACUUGAGAGGCCGUGCAGACCCCAACCUGAACGCGGUGAAAAUCGAAAAGCUGUCAGAUGAUGAGGAAGUGGACAUAACUGAUGACAUGGAUGAACUACUCACUCCUGCCUUCCAGCAAGAAACAGGAAAAUCUGAAUCAUCUGUUAUCCCAGAAAGUCCAGUUGAAGAAAAAAAAGCAGUGGAACCAGGUUUUUCAUCUGCUGGCCACAGUACUGCAACUGCUUUGCCUAAAGAAGAUCCUCAGCACACCAGGCCAGAGACAGUGGAUGCAUUGGUAUUUCCAGCUGUGGCAGCAACAUGUUCCCAGCACCUGAAUGGGGAUAAAUCUGUGAAUUUGGUUUACCAACAGUGCAAUAAUUUUGUUGAGAAAGCUGAACAAGGUGGACCAGUCACAUGUGGGACUGCACAAGGAGCCGAUCAGGAGCUCGGUGAGGAGCAAAGAGACCUGGCUGACAGUGGAUUGCUUUUUCCUUCUCCCUGCCAAGUGGAUGAAGAUCAUCAAGAGGAAGCAGAGGAGCUGAAGCCACCUGAUCAAGAAGUGGAGGUUGACAGAAGCAUCAUUCUGGAAGAGGAAAAGCAGGCUAUUCCUGAAUUCUUUGAAGGGCGCCAGGCCAAAACACCAGAGCGUUAUUUGAAAAUCAGGAAUUACAUUUUGGAUCAGUGGGAGAGAUGUAAACCCAAAUACCUGAACAAGACCUCGGUGCGUCCAGGCCUGAAGAACUGUGGGGAUGUCAACUGCAUCGGGAGGAUCCACACAUACCUGGAGCUGAUAGGAGCAAUCAACUUUGGCUGUGAGCAGGCUGUGUACAACCGGCCCCAGCCCGCCGACAGGAGCCGCUGCCGGGAGGCCAAGGACACGGUGGAAGCAUAUCAGCUGGCCCAGCGCCUGCAGUCCAUGCGCACGAGAAGACGGCGAGUGCGGGACCCUUGGGGAAACUGGUGUGAUGCGAAGGAUUUGGAAGGACAGACAUUUGAGCAUCUCUCAGCUGAAGAAUUAGCAAGAAGGAGAGAGGAAGAAAAACUGAAACCUGCAAAAUCUUCUAAAGGUUCGAGACAAAUCAAAAGUUCCUUUGAUCCCUUUCAGCUGAUACCAUGCUGCUUGUUCACAGAAGAAAAGCAGGAGCCCUUUCAGGUGAAAGUGUCUUCCGAAGCACUUUUAAUAAUGGAUUUGCACUCUCACGUGUCUCUGGCAGAAGUGAUUGGGCUGCUUGGUGGAAGGUACUCUGAAGCUGAUAAAAUUGUGGAAGUGUGUGCAGCAGAGCCGUGCAACAGCCUGAGCACAGGCCUGCAGUGUGAGAUGGACCCGGUGUCCCAGACUCAGGCCUCGGAGUCGCUGGCGGCCAGGGGCUUCCAGGUCAUCGGCUGGUACCACUCGCACCCCGCCUUCGAGCCCAGCCCCUCCAUCCGCGACAUCGACACGCAGGCCAAGUACCAGAGCUAUUUCUCCAGGGGUGGUGCCAUGUUCAUCGGGAUGAUCAUAAGCCCUUACAACAGGAAUAAUCCUCUUCCCUAUUCCCAGAUCACCUGUCUGGUCAUUAGUGAUGAGAUCAGUUCUGACGGUUCCUAUCGCCUGCCCUACAAAUUUGAAAUGGAACAGAUGUUGGAGGAGCCUCAGUGGGAAUUAAUAUUUGAAAAAACAAAGUGGAUAAUCGAGAAAUACAGAUUUUGCCACAGCAGUGUCCCCAUGGAUAAAAUUUUUCAUAGAGAUUCUGACCUGACUUGUUUGCAGAAACUUCUGGAGUGCAUGAGGAAGACUUUGGGCAAGGUAACAAACUGCCUCAUUGCUGAAGAGUUCUUGACUCAGAUAGAAAACUUAUUCCUUUCCACAUACAAGAGUGAAAAAAACGCUGAAGGAAGUGAGAAGGAACAUUCACAUGAAUUGCCAGUGUGAUGACUUUGGAAUUUUGAUCUCAUUUUUUAAUUUCUUCACCUCCUCUACAUUAUGUCAACUCUUUCAGAAUUGUUAUUCCUUUUAAUAGUGACUAUUAAGAAUCCAGUGUCAUCUUACAGUUGUGGUUUAAAAACACUUUGAAAACUCCUAAUGGGUGUGACUUGUGUGCCUAGGAAUGCUUAAUGCUAAUGAGUGCCAUGGAGUUAAUGAUUGACCUGCCUGAUAUUUGGGAAGGAGGACACCCUGUCAAGAAUGCUGUGCAACUUCAAGGAGAGUUUGUCCUCUUUCAAGCCUUUCAGUUUAGGAAUUUUUUCUAAUGUUUUUAUCUGCAAGUGCACCUCUAACUCAGAAUUAAUUUAUUCCUUUGCUUUAGAGAGUGUAAGUUCACAAAAGAGAAACAGCUCAAAUGAGAGUUGUGUAGCCCAAACUUUCCUGGUGUCCAGUAAGAAGUUUCAUCCAGUUGUAGCAAAAUACAUCACCCAAUUUAAUUUUUUACUUUUAUUUUUCUUAUUACUUUUCCCCAAUGAUUCUGAUGGUCAAGUAGCUUUUUGGCACAUUCUUUUCCAUCCUGCUUCUAUAUUGGGGAGAAAAAGCUGAUGAGUUUCAUGACUCCUCAGUAGUGGCAGUGCUUGUUUCCAGUGGAAAUGAUAACUCCUGUCUUACUACAGGUUGCCUCUUUCUGACCUUCCAUUCUACAGGAAGAUUUUAUGUUGUUCUCCAGAUUGUUGGGGUUUGUCCACAUCUAUUGCCACUGUUUCCUGUGGAAACAAGAGCUCCUGAUUGGUGGCAAACUGAGUGCAAUGAGCAGGAAAGGAUUUGUGUUUCUGAAGAAAAAAAUCCCCACUUUUAUAUUUAGAGUCUUCUCUAUAAUGUACAGUUCAAUAGAAAAACACUUGUUUAUAUCAGUUCCUCAGUUAUGAUUUCAUACAGGUAUAUAUUUAGAUAAAUCAGUCACAGAUUGAUGUUGAUUGAGGAGUUUCCUGAUUGCAACUUGGAAAUGGUCAUGAACUGUAUCACUGUGAAUCUUUUUAGAAAAAAUGUGCUUUAAUUGUGGCUUUCUAAAUACUAAGGAAACUUGACUUAUCUAAAGGUAUUACUAUUUACAGAUGUUUGUCUUGGGCAGAGUUUCUCAGAGAAGUCUAAAAUAUAUUUGAAAGUCUCAAGCAAGACUUUGGAUUUAUAUCUAGAGGGGAGACAAUGGACCCAAUUUUUAUUUUAAGAAAAUAUGUGUGUGUAUAUAUAUAUAUAUAGUUCUACAUAACAUACAUGAAAUUCUAAGAUUUUAUGUUUCAACUUUUUGUUUGUAUAAAGAGUUUGAAAAGCUUUAAAAUCAUAGAGUUGUAUCCCAAGCAGGUAACUCCUUCACAGGAAGUUGUUGUGUUUUUAUCAGGCCUCAAGAGUCUCUUUCUGUCAUAAAGGGGAAGGAGCAGAACCUGAGCAGAUGAAAAUGUGAGCCCUUGAAAUUCAGUGAUUUUCCCACAUUUAAGAGCUGUGGACUCAAAAGCACUGGUGUGUGUUAUGUGCUCUCUCUACAUUCAGAUGUGCUGGUGCACAGCUUUAGGUCCCACUGCUGUGUGUGAUUUACCACUUGGUGUAUCCAUCUCUCUCUGGCCUGUUGACUCAGUCUGCAUUUACUGUAAACUCUCAUCUUUGGGGCUUCCUGACCACCACUGUUGCAUGGAUUCCUGGCUAAGCUACACCCCAGGUGGGAGAACAUUCCUCCUCCUCAGUCAGGAUUACCCAGCUUGUGGUAACAAGGUCCUGGCUGCUUCCCUCUUUAAUGACCACUGAGGUAAAGUCACAGAGUUGUAUUAUUGUGUUUAACAGUGAUGUUAUGUAAGGUAAUUUUUGAAUAACCAGACUUUUGAAGCGAUUUUUCUGAGGACAUGAGGCAGGAUUGAGCCUUUGACAUGUACAUAAAGGCUCCAGAUUUCCAAGUGUUUGUUGCAGGGUGAUGGUGGAGAAAAUACAAUGCUUGUACCAUCAGGAUCCAGUCUAGCACACAGAAUUCUAUAGGAAUUGUAAAAAGCACAGUUGUGAUGCUGAGUAAUGACAGAAGCCAGGGUAAGAAAAUAAACUAAUCUACUUUUCAUUAUUUAGUUUCAUUGAGUGGUUAAUGAUAUGAGUUUGGAAGUUGCAUGCUUCCCAGGAAAUAAAAAUCUCUUUGACUAAUAUACCAGUUCUACCAGACACAUUUUAGGCAUGAAAAUUUUAUAUUAUAAAGCUCUUUUUUUCCCAUCCAGGUUUUUUUUUUCAGUGGACCUGUGUGGACUAAUCUGCUGUUCUUUCCUUAGGACUAGUGUUACACCUUACCAAGUUUUUGCUCAGGACAUGAGAAAUUGUUGAGUAGUGAGUAGAAUGAUGCAGUUAAAACUGGAAUUCAACAGGUUAGAAAAGGUAAAAAUAAAUUAACACAAAACCCACAAUAUAAACCAAACAAACCCCCCUCCCCUCCCUGUGGGAGGGGAGAUGUCACUUCUGGCAAAUAUCCCUCCCUGUGGGCAUUUGUUGGCAGAAUCAUGUUUUGCUCUCCCAGUUACCAGAGUGCUGCCUCACAGGCAUGCAGAUCUUGUGUGCAAGGGGAGGGAACAUCCUUAUUUUUAUUUUUUUUUUAACUAACCAGCUUGCCAAAAGCAAUUCAGUUGAAAAAACUAAAAUCCAUAACCAAGUAAAAAGUUAAUGCUGUUGCCAUUGAUAUUCAGUACUUUUUUCCUUUGCUUGCUUCUCUGCUGUUUCUUACUGAUGAUAGACAAGAGUCUGCUAAUAAAGACUGUACAUGCAAUACCCCGAAAAA
Oenanthe melanoleuca is the source of this 5313-nucleotide messenger RNA. RefSeq names its product Myb like, SWIRM and MPN domains 1 (gene MYSM1). The coding region runs from base 51 to 2519 and encodes 822 amino acids. Gene Ontology annotation, biological process: double-strand break repair. Gene Ontology annotation, molecular function: polyubiquitin modification-dependent protein binding; metallopeptidase activity. The record is from RefSeq and is a predicted model, not a curated record. The transcript has 20 exons. Gene Ontology annotation, cellular component: BRISC complex; BRCA1-A complex. NCBI's taxonomy places the organism in Eukaryota, Metazoa, Chordata, Aves, Passeriformes, Muscicapidae.